Macadamia integrifolia is the source of this 545-nucleotide messenger RNA. Its product is annotated as universal stress protein PHOS34-like. The transcript has 4 exons. Lineage: Eukaryota; Viridiplantae; Streptophyta; Magnoliopsida; Proteales; Proteaceae. The record is from RefSeq and is a predicted model, not a curated record. The coding region runs from base 75 to 545 and encodes 156 amino acids.
AAAUUCUCUGAUUCCAUUAAUAUAGAGAGACACACAGAGAGAAAAGAACAGAAAGAAAGAAAGAAAGAGAAAGAAUGGCAAAGGCACGUACUAUUGGGGUGGCCAUGGACUACUCUCCAACCAGCAAAGCAGCCCUUCGAUGGGCAAUUGAUAAUCUGGUGGUGCAGGGUGAAGAUCAACUCAUCUUGAUUCAUGUUCGAUCUGCCAAGUCUGAUAAUGACCAGAAGAAGAAGCUUUGGGGAGAGAAUGGAUCACCUUCGAUUCCUCUUGAAGAACUUAAAGUGACGACUGUGUCCAAGCAGUAUGGGCUGAACCCAGAUGCAGAGGUUCUUGAUCUUCUCGAUACUGUCUCGAGGACAAAAGGGGCUAAGGUGAUCUGUAAGGUGUACUGGGGUGAUCCAAGGGAGAGGCUGUGUGAUGCUGUGGAAGAUCUCAAGCUUGAUUCCCUUGUGGUUGGUAGCAGAGGCUUAGGAGCCCUUAAAAGGUCAGUUUUUCUCUUAAAAUAUUGCAUGCAAGUUCCUCAAAUGAACCUUGAGUGUGAAUGA